Owenia fusiformis is the source of this 1830-nucleotide messenger RNA. NCBI's taxonomy places the organism in Eukaryota, Metazoa, Annelida, Polychaeta, Sabellida, Oweniidae. The record is from the annotation of a GenBank genome assembly.
AUGAUAAUACACAACUUCCCUACCCUCGCAUUGGUGUGCCCUGGGAUGAUAAUACACAAGUUCCCUACCCUCCUUGCACUGGUUGGUCCAGGGAUGAUAAUACACAACUUCCCUACCCUCCUUGCAUUGGUGGAUCCUGGGAUGAUAAUGCACAAGUUCCCUACCCUCCUCGCAUUGAUGGAUCCUGGGAUGAUAAUACACAACUUCCCUACCCUCCUUGCAUUGGUGGAUCCUGGGAUGAUAAUGCACAAGUUCCCUACCCUCCUCGCAUUGAUGGAUCCUGGGAUGAUAAUACACAACUUCCCUACCUUCCUCGCAUUGGUGGAUCCUGGAAUGAUAAUGCACAAGUUCCCUACCCUCCUCGCAUUGAUGGAUCCUGGGAUGAUAAUACACAACUUCCCUACCCUCCUUGCAUUGGUGGGCCCUGGGAUGAUAAUGCACGGGUUCCCUACCUUGCUUGGAUUGAAUAUUUUUGGAAAUCUAGUUGCGGUCUGCAUGGCAUUCACUACCAGACAAUAUUCGAUGUGCGUAUUUGUUUUUCUAGUUCUUUUCGGACUUGUUCGCUUCAUUGAAACCCAAGAAUGUGGCGAUCGUGAUCUAUUUGGAGCCAGUGGGUCAUUCCGCUACCCUCUGGUAAGUGGCACCACUUAUCCGAAUAAUGCCAAUUGUGAAUGGGUUAUAACAGUCCCCAAUAACGGGGUCAUACAAUUGGUGUUUAACAGUUUCGCCUUGGAAUACCAGUUAACCUGUAAUUUUGACGUUCUGGAAAUCUAUGAUGGCCCUUCAGCGUCGUCUCCUUUGAUUGGAAGGUUUUGUGGGACAACGUUACCCAGUGACAUCAGAAGCACCAAUGAUCAGCUCUACUUCUCGUUUUCUUCUGAUUCUAGUGUAGUUUCACAGGGAUUUGAGGUGACUUGGACCGUGGAGAAUGAGUGUGGCGAUAGUGAUCUAUUUGGAGCCAGUGGGUCAUUCCGCUACCCCCUGGUAAGUGGCACCACUUAUCCGAAUAAUGCCAACUGUGAAUGGGUUAUAACAGUCCCCAAUAACGGGGUCAUACAAUUGAUGUUCAACAGUUUCGACUUGGAAUACCAGUUAACCUGUAAUUUUGACGUUCUGGAAAUCUAUGAUGGCCCUUCAGCGUCGUCUCCUUUAAUUGGAAGGUUCUGUGGGACAACGUUACCCAGUGACAUCAGAAGCACCAAUAAUCAGCUCUACUUCUCGUUUUCUUCUGAUUCUAGUGUAGUUUUAGAGGGAUUUGAGGUGACUUGGACCGAUCUAGCGCCAUGUGGUCAAACAAUGAAGACCAACUUUCGAUAUACCACUCAAGGAUUCUUAACCAAUGCGCACAACCGUAUGGAUGUCUUGGCUUACAGCGCAUUGUCCAUUGCUUCUCAUACUAACGAUUGGUGUCUCUACGAUGCUUUUGAGAAGACCAUGGAAGCCGUCAAAGACUACCUUGCCCAAUUAAAACUUGCGGGCGAAGAGGCAAAAACAUUUGCAGACCAGCCGACUGUUGAAUUCGUCAAGAAGAUGACGUCCCGCCAUGAAGAUAUUUUGAAACAAUUCAGUGUUUACAUGGACAACUCCCGUCGUGCUGAAAGAACAGAGUCUGAAGCGUGGCUUUUUAACAAACUAAACGAAUGGUUGAACUUUGCAGAAUUUGUAGAUGAUGACAGGGAUUAGGUGGAGGCCUGUAUUGUGUAAAAAGGGUGAAGGGGCGGCAGUGUGAUGUUCUAGUCUCUGGGAUACGUAUCGAGUAUCUACUCUGACUUCAUGUUAAAAAUGUUUCAUCUGAUGUUCAGUGGUAUCUAUAUUAAAAAUAAAAGUUGG